UUCUUCAACUGUACUCUUUCUCCCAUGAUCGUGUUCUCCAAAACUAGGGUUAGGGUUAGGCCAAGGCACUGCCACGAUACCUAACUCCACCCACCGAUUCCACCUCCCAUGGCCAUCCUCGGCGACGCUCUCCGCCAGGCUUUUAUGCCGAAACGCGAGUACGACUCCCUUCGCGACGAGGAUAAGGCCUGGGUCCGUCUCCAGCGGCCAAUGGUAGCAGCACUGACCGGUGCUAUCGCCUUUUCUAGCGUCAUCGCUGUCUCCGUUAGCCUCAGCAUCGUCUUUCCCCGGGAUGUGAAUCGGCGGCCCUUCUGUAAGCAUAGGAGGAUCCAGGCGCUGCCCGUAAAUGCCACGCAGGAGCCUGAUCUUUACGGGUACCAUGGCGCGUUCUAUUUGACGGAUGAGGAGGCCGCGGAUUACUAUUGGAUGGUUGUUUUCGUGCCUUCGGCGAUUGUCUUUUUGGCAUCGGCUUUGUAUCUCUUGGCAGGGAUGAUUGUGGCAUAUUAUGCUCCAAGAAGGCACCCAUUCCUUAAGGUGGUUGAAAACAAUUAUUGUGCAUCGAAAAGAGGUGGGGUACGCUGCCUGUCAAUUCUCAAUGUCGUGUUUGCUGUUAUCUUCGGUCUAAUGGCACUGUUUCUUGGAUCAAGCAUCCUCACACUGGGGAGCAGCUGUUCAAUCCCUCUGUUCUGGUGCUACGAGAUUGCCUCUUGGGGUCUAGUGAUGAUGUAUGGUGGAACUGCCUUCUUUCUGCGAAGAAAAGCUGCUGCCAUCCUUGAUGAGACUGAUUUUGCUGGCCGAAAUCUUGGUUUGGAGAUGUCUGAAUCUGCCCUAGAAGUGACACCGGAUAUGGAGAGGCGUGUGACUGAAGGAUUCAAAGCAUGGAUGGGUUCUUCUCUUCUUUCUUCUGAUGAAGAAGAUGGGCCUGAUGACUACAUCGAGGAGGGUCGUCCUUUGAUGACAAACUAACCGCAAAAGACUAAUUUGAUCAUCAUGUUCUUUUGUGUAAAGAUUUUCUUAUCUAGUGACUGAGAAUGUAUAUAUGACAUCGAAGUAGUUUGGAAAUGCACCUGUGGAUUAAGUGUUAAAAAUCAA
Messenger RNA from Dioscorea cayenensis subsp. rotundata (Guinea yam), 1092 nucleotides. RefSeq lists its product as uncharacterized. Lineage: Eukaryota; Viridiplantae; Streptophyta; Magnoliopsida; Dioscoreales; Dioscoreaceae. The transcript has 3 exons. The coding region runs from base 109 to 966 and encodes 285 amino acids. The record is from RefSeq and is a predicted model, not a curated record.